UCCACGUUACCAUAGCAAUGGAGAGGAGGAAGUGGGAGAAGAGACUCACACACUUUCAGGUGCGUGCACGUGGAUACCUGGUGAGAAGGGAAGUAGGUCGUGCACGUGAAGACUUUGAGGACAUAGUGAAAGAGAUCGAUGGAGAUCUGAAGCACCUGCAGUGGACGAGCACGGUUAUCCCCAUCCCUCACUUCACAGACACUGAUGACCGGUUCCCACGACCUAGCAGCGAUGCCAGCGAGGCUUCAGAUCCAGGACUCAAUGUCGGCACCUGUCCUCCGAGAUCUACAGCAGCACCAUCGCGGGACAGAGAGGAAGCUCAGACUCUCCUUUUGAAGAAGAUAGAAGCUGAGAGAGAUGGGUCAGAGACCAAAGGCCAAGCCCAUCUUUCCAGUGACUGUGACAGAGACGUAGAGGGACCUGGACCGAGGGAGCAGGAGGGAGAUCAACAUGAAGAGGCAGGGGACAGCAUAGGAGACUCCACCACCCUCUGGAGCAGUUUGGAGCUGGAUGAGAACAACAGUCACUGUCACCAGGGUCCCCGGCAGUACUGCUUGGCUCAGGAGGUGCCCCGCACUCCGGAGGCCCUGCGUCUCCAUAGAAACACACUGACCAUGGAGCUGGUGUGGCUUCAACAGGCCAUUGAAAGCAGGAAAAAGUACUUAUCACUGAAGGACAGACUGACCAUAUCCUGACAGCACAAGUCAUCUGUAUGAAGUUAAUAAUAUGGGGCUAUAGGCCGGACAUCUGUCCAUCACCAGAAGUCACUGUGAUAUCAGCAGUUUAAACUGUUAUUACAAUUAUUUAAAGAAAUUAUUUAUAAAAAAGUUUGUCGUGUGUUUGAUUAAACGUGUUUGUUGUUAAUGUAAAUAAAACAAAAUGUCUUUUUCUGAAA
Molecule: messenger RNA, 895 nt
Organism: Limanda limanda (common dab)
Lineage: Eukaryota; Metazoa; Chordata; Actinopteri; Pleuronectiformes; Pleuronectidae
Gene: iqcc
Product: IQ motif containing C
Exons: 5
Coding region: 18-695 (225 amino acids)
Molecular function (GO): protein binding
Source: RefSeq, a predicted model, not a curated record